Molecule: messenger RNA, 2252 nt
Organism: Cimex lectularius (bed bug)
Lineage: Eukaryota; Metazoa; Arthropoda; Insecta; Hemiptera; Cimicidae
Product: U2 small nuclear ribonucleoprotein auxiliary factor 35 kDa subunit-related protein 2
Exons: 3
Coding region: 839-2149 (436 amino acids)
Biological process (GO): mRNA splicing, via spliceosome
Cellular component (GO): U2AF complex; spliceosomal complex
Molecular function (GO): metal ion binding; pre-mRNA 3'-splice site binding
Source: RefSeq, a predicted model, not a curated record
UUCUUGGUAAAUGCAAUUAAUAUAGUUUUUGAGGGGUUUGCUUUAAGGCCCCCGUUGUGAGCACCAUUGCUCUACCAUGCUUAAUGUUCAGUGGGUGAGGUCUUAGGUGAAUUUCCCCCUGACUAGUAUAACACUGUCAUCUGCAUUUCCCUGGGCAAGAUUCUGCUUUCAUUUAGUUUACUUACCUACUUCAUCCAAGACCACAUUCCAUUGCAGUGGUCCAAUAUUCCUCCUGGCGACAUCCUCUUGCCACCACUGCUUCUGCUUUUUUGUGGUACAUGGAGGCCUGCACUUUUCUCCUUGUUAGCAUUGGCUCUAUCCAUCAGCAGGUUCUGUCAGUUCUUGUCUCAUUGAUGUGACCAAGGAGUAUUGACUAUUUUAGUCAACCAGACAACUUAGUUGAAUCUGUCAAAUCACUUCAUCUGAAAGAGGUCUAAGAUCUAAUAAGCAAAAGUCCAAUUUUAUCCUAAUAGUUAUCAUUGUCAAGUAUAAUUCAGUGAAGUUGCUGAAGUAAUCUUAUGACGAAUCCAGUAGUCCUAAGUGUCUAAAUUCCAGAGGACAUUUGCUUCCAUUUAUCUUAAGGCACCAGAAUUAGCUCCAUUCAGCUAUUCGCCUGAAGUUUCUCUGAAGCAAUUGCUGGAUUAGGAUCAAAGGAUAUCAGAAAAAAGUUAGGAGAAUGGAAGUUGUAGUCAGGAUAUCUGAGGUACAAGAUUGAUCCAAACACACUGCCUUGUGGCACCCUCUCACCAGGAGGGCAUUAUUUGAAGACAUCCGAUCCUUUGUGAACUCAGAAGAAAUGUUCUGUUAGGUGUAAGCAAAGGAUUAGGUAUAAGUUUUGAUGGGUCAUCACAAAGAAUGGAGGAAAAUUGCAAAGAAAUUUAGGAGAAAGAGAAUAAGAAAAAAAUGCGCAAUCGAAAGGGACGAAAAACUGAGAGAGGAGGAGAAAAUGUUGAAAAGCUGUCCACAAUAUCAGACUUGGCUUUAUGAACAACAACUAUUGGACAAAUUUGCGAAGGAAGAGGAAGAAAGGGUGGCCAAUGAGGCAAAAUUAAAGUGGGAAGCUGAAGAAAGAUUGGCUCAAGAAAGGUGGAGGCAAAAACAAGAACUUGCUAAACAGGAGGCUGAAGUCAGGGAAAAACAGCAAGCUCUCAUUCGUGAAGAAUGGGAAAAGGAACAAAAGCAAAAGUUAAAAGAAGAGGAAAAGAGGAAAUUAGAAGAGGAAAGGAAAAAAGAAGAAAUGGACAGAAUUUUGGCUGAAAUGGAUUUGUUCAUAAGUGGAGAAUUGAGGGAAUUACCGUCUGAACUCAACGUGUCUACGGAGACUCAACCUGGAAAAGAAAUUUGCCCUUUUUUUCAAAAAGUGGGUGCUUGUAGAUUUAAAACUAGCUGUUCAAGAAAUCAUGUCAGACCUGGAAUAAGUAAGUGCAUUCUAAUGCCAGGUUUUUAUUCUCACUUUUCCCUGUCAAGUAGUAAUCAAGCUGAAUAUGACACUGAUAUUUCAUUAGAGUAUGACACCCAUGAGCAAUAUAAGCACUUCCGUGACUUUUAUGAUGAUAUAAAAGAUGAAUUUUUAAAGUUUGGAAAAAUUGAUGUGUUAAAAGUGUGCUCAAAUGAGGAACCACAUCUGAGGGGAAAUGUUUAUGUUCAGUUUCGAGAAGAAAGAUCUGCCAUGUCAGCAUUCAGGGGUUUAAAUGGAAGAUAUUAUGCUGGGAAAAGGAUUUCAGUGGAAUUUGUAAACAUACCAAAUUGGAACAGGGCGAUAUGUGGCCUCCAGUUUAGAAAAGCGUGCCCAAAAGGACGAGUAUGUAAUUUUCUGCAUGUUUUUCGUAAUCCACAUGGUGAGUACACAUUUAUUGACGACUCGAAGAAAGCUGCUAAGGAAAAGGAAUGGAAAUGGUCCGAUUCUUCUGAUUCUGACGAUUACAACAGAGAUAGACACAAUAAUAAACGGAACAGAUCUCAUGAAAGGCGGAGUCGGUCUCAAGACAAGAAAAACAGUAGGCAUAGUGAAAGAAGUAGACUAAGAGAAAAAAGUAGAACGACAGAAAGAAGGAGUCACUCUAAAGAAUUCAGAAAGAGCAAAGCAAGGAGGAAAAAGAGGAAAAAAGAUAAAUAUGAGUCUGAACGAAUGCUAAGGAAUGGAACAUGACUGAAUUAGUGUAUUUUUAUAUUGACCUAUAAUGUUGAUGUCAAUAGGCUGUGACUGAUUUAUACUGUAAUAAUUAUAUAUUUAAAUAAAUAUAUAACAACUA